Messenger RNA from Purpureocillium lilacinum, 357 nucleotides. RefSeq lists its product as uncharacterized. Lineage: Eukaryota; Fungi; Ascomycota; Sordariomycetes; Hypocreales; Ophiocordycipitaceae. The record is from RefSeq and is a predicted model, not a curated record.
AUGUCCAUCUCCUACGACGGCAAGACGUUCCGCUCGACGUCCAACACGGCCAACGGCGAGGUCGGCGCCGAGACCACCUUCCACUACCACCAGGACGGCAGCAUCGUGUGGGCCGAGUACGCGGGGGGCUCCGUGGUGCGCGGCUCCCUCGUGGCCGUGGUGGUGGCGACUCAAGGCGACUCGCUCGACAUGCGCUACCACCACGUCAACCGCGAGGGCCAGCUCAUGACGGGGCGGUGCGUCUCGCGGCCCGAGGUGCUCCCCGACGGGCGCCUGCGCAUGCACGAGACGUGGCGGUGGACGAGCGGCGAUGAGUCUUCGGGGGAGUCGGUCGUGGAGGAGGUUAGGGAGGAGUAG